AUGUCCCUGAGUCUCUCCUCGCUGCUCAAUCCCUCUCCCGACGCUGAGACUCGAUCAUCACCCUCGCUGGACGCGCGCAAGAACUCGCUCCCGCCCAUCCAGCACGUCGAGUCUCACGAGGAACAUCCAGCGCGAUCGCCAUCGUCAGUGAAUGCGAAUCAACAGCACUUCGCCUAUCCAUCCUCGACCAGAAAUGAAGCAGCCCAGGCGCUGGCUAGUCUUUCGACAAGCCCGGCACCGCCACCGUCGCAAUGGAACGGACACAGCGCUCAAGAUGCGAGUCAAUUGGAGAGGACACAGUCAUGCGAGCGGCGCCAGAGUCAGCAACUUCCUCUGCCGCAGGUAGGAAGUUCGCGCAAGAUGAACUCGCCCACCCUCGAUCAGUACCAUGUCGCAUCGCGCUCGCCAGAGCAGCGCCGUCAAUCAGUCGUCUCUCCGCUGCAAUCAGAUGUCACAUUGCCGCCGAUUCAAGGGCUCGCGCCUAGUCCCUCGGACCAGCUUGACAGGGUGAACCAGCCUGACUCUUCUGCGCAAUCGGUAUCACAAGCUCAGUCUCAUGCUCGUGAGGCACAGAACUCUUCACAUGUCUCGAAGACGCACACCUCAAGUAUCUCCACUUUGCGAGAAGAGGGUGGACCUGCACCAGAAACCAUCAAGCAAGAAGCAACUGCAACACCACAACCCGCGUUCCCUACAGAAGCCCGCAGACCGCCAGACAUGGACAAUCACACAUUCAAGGCCGUAGCAUCACUCAAGAACGAGCACGGCCUGCGAAUCCAAUCGCCCUUGCGAGAGUUGUCUGUCCCUGUUCCAACGACUGAGGUUGCGGCUCCAGAGCCACAGACUGCCAAUGCGAAGAAGAGGCCCGCUCCUUCAAAGACAAAAAAGGGGACGGCAUCUACCGUCAAGAAGGAGAAGGCACCUCCAGCAAAGAAGCGGAAGGUGGAGCCAAAGAGAUCCGCGACGCCUUCCUCUCGAGCAUCGAAAAUGUCCACUAUCAAGGGCGCGAGCGCCAAGGGAACCCCCAUCGAUUCGUCGCCAGCACCAUCUACUCGAUCAUACUCCGCCGAGCCGAACGAAGAACCGUAUGAUGACGAAGACGAGGAUAUGGACGAAGACGGUGACGGAGACGAGUACUGCAUCUGCCGCAAGCCUGACACCGGUACGUUCAUGAUCGGCUGCGACGGAACCUGCGACGAUUGGUUCCACGGUAAAUGUGUUGGGAUAGAAGAGCGCGAUAAGAACCUCAUCGACAAGUACCUAUGUCCAAAUUGCACCAAGGCAGGUGUCGGUCAAACGACGUGGAAGAGAAUGUGCAGAAGGGCUGGUUGCCGGCAGCCUGCGAAAGCUGGAAAGAUUAAGAGUGGCAUUCAUGCUAGCAAAUACUGCUCCGAGGAGUGCGGCGUCCAAUACUUCAGAGAAAUGGUCUCGAAAACCCGGGGGCGCGAAGAGCAUGCGAAGAGCAGGGGCUCGCGCAGAAAGGGUAGCAUCGCAGAGUCGGAAAGGACGCCGGCAGAUGACGACCUUGGGGCGAAAGGCGGUGUUCUCUCCGCCGGCGAGGUCAAGGCGUUGCUGAGUGCUUCGAAUACUGCCGAGGAUUUUCGCAAGCUUGGAGACGGCGUGCUCAGUCCUCCGGCGACUCCAGACGGCAAGGAGCGCAAAGUGGAAUUCACAGAGUACGAAUCGCAAGCGUUGGACCGCAUUCAGCAAGCGAAAGAGGACGCUCGUCGACGUCACGCGUUGCUCAAAGAUCGCAUGAAGUUCGUCACACUCGCCAAGCAAGCCGCGAGCCGAACAGCUACGGAAAAGGAGUUGAAACCUAAGGAGUAUUGUGGCUACGAUCCGCGCUUGGAGUGGACGGAGAUACAAUUCGAGGCUUGGCGCAACAGCACGGCUGGACGACAAGCCUUCGAGCAGGAGACAUUGAAGACGGAAAAGAGCGACGAGAAGAAGGAAAUAGCGAAGGGAGCAGAGCAGCCUGAGAUCUGCGAUCGCAAGAAGUGUGCGCGGCAUCUCGAAUGGUCUAAGCUGGCAGUCGACGAUGUGCGACAUGAGAUGGGCGACAACAGCGAUCGUAUGCGCGCUUUGGACAAGGAGGAGAAGGAUAUUCGAGAGCGUGCUGCGCUGCGCACCAAGGCGGGUAAGAGCAGUGACGAAGGGUCUGUUGAAGUCCAUGGUUUGGGCAUCACUACUGCCGAGAACGACAAGAUGGUCAUCGAUCUGCCGCUACCCCGUCAGACUGCAGAGGACGCUGCCGAAUCCAAGGAACCCAGCACGGCCAUCUUGGACGCCAAAUAA
This is a messenger RNA of Lecanosticta acicola, 2298 nucleotides long. The record is from the annotation of a GenBank genome assembly. NCBI's taxonomy places the organism in Eukaryota, Fungi, Ascomycota, Dothideomycetes, Mycosphaerellales, Mycosphaerellaceae.